UCUUUGCUUUGGUCUUUGCUUUGGCCUUUGCUUCUGCCUUUGCUUUGGCCUUUGCUUUGGUUUUUGCUUUGGUCUUUGCUUUGGCCUUUGCUUUAGCUUUUGCUUCAGUCUUUGCUUUGGCCUUUGCUUUGGCCUUUGCUUUGGUCUUUGCUUUAGCCUUUGCUUUGGCCUUUGCUUUAGUCUUUGCUUUAGCCUUUGCUUCAGUCUUUGCUUUGGCCUUUGCUUUGGCCUUUGCUUUGGUCUUUGCUUUAGCCUUUGCUUCAGUCUUUGCUUUGGCCUUUGCUUUAGCCUUUACUUUGGUCUUUGCUCUAGCCUUUGCUUUGGCCUUUGUUUUGGCCUUUGCUUUAGUCUUUGCUCUG
Scutellospora calospora is the source of this 359-nucleotide messenger RNA. The record is from the annotation of a GenBank genome assembly. NCBI's taxonomy places the organism in Eukaryota, Fungi, Glomeromycota, Glomeromycetes, Diversisporales, Gigasporaceae.